UUCAUAGACACAGGAACCGAAGGCCUUCCGCUUAAAAACAAAUACAGAAUUUCUGCGUGGAAUGCCGUAUUCCUUGGGCUAAAUCUUGAACUAAAACGUUGGUCACUCCUUUAACUGAAAGACAGACUAACAGAAGUUUAUUAACGGUAUUUUCUUGUUUCGACGACGCAAAGUUAACCUACGGUAGCUAGAAUUGAAAAUGGUUCCAAUGUUCGGAGGUACGAACCUUAUGCAACGUCCUCCUGAAAGGCCACGGACAACUGGUCAAGCCAAUAACGAGCCAAGACAACUGGACUUCACUGCGGCUAUGAACGACUUUAAACACAUGUUUCCUAACGUGGAUCGGGAAGUUAUAGAAGCAGUUUUGCGCGCUAACAACGGCUUGGUAGAUGCCACCAUUGAUCAACUGUUAUCGAUGGGACUUGACAUGGAAGGAACAUCUUCAACGCAGUCUGAUCUUCCCCCUUUACCUUCUUACAGUGAUGUGGAUCGUUCAGAACCGCCUCCAGCUUACACACCUCGAGAUCAAGAAAUUUCGCGGAGUUCUGGGAGUCCAUCUCGGCCGCUUCCUGCUAGACCUUACUCGGCAUGGAACCCACCAUUACUGGGCAAAUUGCCGGAUGAUUUUUUACGUCUCGGUCCUCCUUCAACGAGUUCUACCGGCGUUUUUGGCGACAGUAUGGGCGACCAAGAGCUAGAAAGAUUUCUGGAAGAUGAAAAAUUGGCCAUGGUCUUGCAGAAUGAAGAAUUUAUGAGAGAGCUGAGGCAUAAUAGAGAUUUUAUGUUGUCAUUGGAAAAAGACGGGCAAAGAAAUACAGUUCCAUCUCGGAACAUGACACCAGUAGAAGCCCCUUCCAGAAAUGUUCCAGUCGCAGCUGGAGGAAGCAACAGUAGUAGGCAUGCACCUCAACCUCAGACUCCAACACAAGUGUUGCCUGGGAGCUCAGAGACUGCUGGAGCAGUUGGUGGACACUCAGCACCAGCUGCAGAUUCAGCCUCCCCACAUGAUGAUGCUGUCUUGAGGGAGAAGUUAAAGCACAUGGGAAAGAGUACAAGAAAGAAGUUUGACAAGCUGGCGCGAAUGUUUCACAGAAAGAAUGUCAACCGAACAAAUCUCAUUGCUACUGGUACUGCUGCAUCCACUGCCAACCUUCUGGAAGGUUACAAUGAUGAUGACGAUGAUGAUGAAAUGCUGAAUGCCAUGGGAUCUGCUAGGCUGGAAAUUAUGGACGAGAGAGAUGAAGACAGUGAAAUAGAAAAAUCACCUAAAAAGACUGCCUCUCAGCAGAAGCCACCAGAGGCAGAACAGAGGAAGGCAGCUGGAAGUAUCGAGCCAAUAGUCUUCUUCUCUGACGAUAACGAAUUUCAAUUUAAACAAGAAAACUAGAAAUAUAUAUGUAUGUAGUGAGAAAAAUGAUUUUAACUGUCAUUCAGGUUUGUUACAGGGGGUAGAAAUUACUACUUUUGGUGUUAACAGUGCACACCCCAGCCUAAAUAAUGAAAGAGUACAAGCCUGAAGUACUGUGAUAAUCAGUAACUGAGACUUUAAUUUAAUGUAAGUGUCACGGCUGACUCAGAAUCUGAGUACCACGCCUGGCUGAAGGAGAGUGCAUGCGCACUUAUAGGAGGGAAGGGGGUGGAUGAGACUGAGGUGAAAAUCCGAUGAAAUGUAACAUCGGGAUGAUUGAUCUUGAGGUUAACAUUAGUUGGGUUGAAAAGGGAACACAGGUACAGCUCCAUCAUGAACGAGAAUGAAAGGUUUGUGUGUUGAAAAAAAAGCAUUUUCAUUAGCGUUGCAUCUACCCCUCAACACAGUUUCAGAAAGUUUAUGAAAGGCUGUGGAACAAUAUUUCGAAUAAUUAUCCUACAAAACAACAAUCAUUAGGACUGGUUCAUUUGAUCAGAUUUGCCAAAGCUGACAGAGCACGAGAGCAUUUGAAUUUUUCUAAUGAACUAACAAACUUACAGUCAUACUAGCAAUAUGUAACAAUUAUUCACCACUUUCACAGACGCUAAGGUGAAUAAUUGUUUUAUUAUAUACCACACAGAUACCAAAAACUCGGUUUAUUUCUUUCAUGAUACCGAAAAAUCGUCAGAAAUUAAACUCUUGACGGGCGACUCGGUCUCAUCACCUGUUGGGAGGUGAGUAGUACUUGCUAUUCACUUCCGAACUAGCCAAUCAGCGCGCGCGAAAAGCACUAUUCACUUGUGUGGUAUAUACUAAAAUAAACUCUCUUUUUAUUUUGAUAUAUAUAUCGUACAAUGACGUGGAAGAUGUAUACUUGGAAAAGUGCGAAUGACAAGCUCUUCGUCAAUCACUCAGAUGAUGAAUUCGUUAAGUUUGUCGAAAUGUCAGUCAUUACAAAAAAAAAAAGCGCUGUAAACAACAACAGCCCAUUCUCAGAACAACUCUCACCCAGACUGCA
This is a messenger RNA of Pocillopora verrucosa, 2426 nucleotides long. RefSeq names its product CUE domain-containing protein 1-like. Gene Ontology annotation, molecular function: ubiquitin binding. Lineage: Eukaryota; Metazoa; Cnidaria; Anthozoa; Scleractinia; Pocilloporidae. The record is from RefSeq and is a predicted model, not a curated record.